AUGAAAGGUUGGCUGCAACCAUGCAGCACAGAUACCAGCAAAGCAUACUGCAAAUACUGCAAAUCUUUUGUGAACGCCAAGCUCGGUGAUAUCAAGAAGCAUUCUAAAAGUUUAAAGCACAAUAAAGCAGCCGAGAAGCCCUCUUCAUGUCCAAGGCAGCAGAAAUUGAACUUAACACAUAACAAUAAUAAAGUUGUUACCACUCAGCAAAGGAAAGAAGAUGAUUUUGAAAGUCACUUAGACCCUAAUCCUUACUUGGGAUUCGCCUUUGAAAAGUCUUGUAAUGACUGCCAUUUAGAUCAACAAAGUAAAGAAAUGAUAAAGGGUCGUUGUAUUUCGUUUUUAAUUGAACUGGCCAAACAGCUGAAACAAAGGCUUCCUGACAAUAUAACAAUUUUAAACAAAAUGCAGUAUUUCUCAGUGACUGAAUGCUUAAAACCAAAUGAAAUACCAAUCACAGACAUAGCCACUCAGUUUUAUGAUGUUGCCCAGACAGUAUCAAGAAUUGAAAAUUUGAUAAACUGGGCCGAAACACAAAGUACAGAGCAGUUUUGGAUAGAAAUUCUGAUCGUGAUUAAGGAUAUCGUUUCUGACUAUUUUGAACCAGCAUUCUACAUUGGAAUUACUAAACCUAGUGAUAGCACUAAUUUUUGA
Molecule: messenger RNA, 654 nt
Organism: Phaedon cochleariae (mustard beetle)
Lineage: Eukaryota; Metazoa; Arthropoda; Insecta; Coleoptera; Chrysomelidae
Source: the annotation of a GenBank genome assembly